Messenger RNA from Marchantia polymorpha subsp. ruderalis, 1902 nucleotides. NCBI's taxonomy places the organism in Eukaryota, Viridiplantae, Streptophyta, Marchantiopsida, Marchantiales, Marchantiaceae. The record is from the annotation of a GenBank genome assembly.
GUCGAGACUCUGCGCUUUCGGAGAGCUGGACGGAGGAAAGUUCGAUUAAUAUAGGACCUGGCAGCUUGUAUAAAUACCUCGACAAGAUGUUGACCCCUAAUAGUUGGACUGUCCUCGUGCUGAAUAACAUUAGACUCAGGUGGUGCUUGAGUUCUAAACCCAUGGAGGAGCUCAAUGCAGGCCGUUUGCAGUUUCUGUACACUAGACUGUUGUGGACCAUUCCCGAGGAGGAUGAGCGUGAAGAGGAGACCACUUUUCCCAUGCAAAUCAAGCUCUUCACGACUCCCAGAAAUGAAAAUCUCGUUCAUUCCAGACAGCAGGCAGUGAUGAAGACUCCUCCCUCUGGCGGAGCAUGUCGAUGCAAACGCUUCAUGAAGAGCAUUACGCGCUUCACUUCACUCAAGAAGCUGUGCAAGAGUCGGAGAGUUCACCACCGCACCGAGACUGAAGCAGUCGUCGAGGAGUUCUCGAGAGCAAUUCCAAUUCCUCCUUGCCCCCGCCGAAGCAGAGCGAAUGAGGAGGUUUUGGGCAGUCAGUGUAAAGAGGUCAUGGAACUUUACACGGAUAUUUCCGAGGGUAAACUUCCUCUCGAGAAACUCCUGGACUUGAGAUUAUGACGACUUUCCUCCCCAUCCUCAUCUGCAACAACAAGAACAAAAUUCCAAAAUCGCAGCAGUUGAUGUGGAGUUGCUCUAGCAGCUCAUGCGUUGUCCCCUCAAUCUGUAGCCAAUUUGUAGAUAAUCAUAUUGCUCUUGAUAGUCAGGCUCUACUUGCAUCAUAGGUUCAGUGAAGUGGAAACAGGCACGAGGAAAGCAUGUGUAAGUACAGAGAUAUAGACGUCUAUUGAAUGAGUGAAAUCACGAAUAGACGUGAAAAUUAAGACUUUGCAAAAUCAGAGUUGUACAUGUCAAUUGGGUAGAUAGUGAACUUAGCACUACAGCUAGCAGCUGAAGGGUAAUUUUUCAGUAGAAUCAAAUAACUUGUGUGUUGUGAUAGAUAGAUACUCUUGCGAGAAAAUUCCCUAUCGUUUUGUAUGAAUUUUCAUCGAAGAGAAGGAGGAAGGAGUUCUUUCUAUAAUCUGUACAAGACAGGUGGAGAUGAAGUUAUUUCAGGUCAUCACGUUUGAGGACACUACACCAGCAACCACAUGCAAAUGAAUUAUGGUAUAUCCGAAGAAGAUUCAAUGCCGUGUACAAGGAAAGAGAAGAGCAUAUUUGAGGCAAUAUGAGAUCUCUAGGUCAGGGAUAGCUGUUGAAUGUAGUUCGUCCUAUCAAUGACACCAAGGACGAGGAGUGGCAUCGUCAAUCGAAUUUUGAGAUGAUGGAGCAAAUGUGGGAGAAAAUGGCUGCUAGCAGUUCAGGGGUAACAAGGUGAAGAAGAAUGGGUGAAAUCGUUGACGCGUCGUCACAGAACGCCGCCCUUCUUCACACCACAAAUUAAUUCAAGCGUCCAGAACUAUGCAGCACUGCGUAUCAAGCCGGGAGCGCCUGACAUUGCAAAUAUUUGAGAAGUAUGCGUUCCUUCAGGGCAGUAACGGAAGGCCUUUAUCCCACCUUAAGACUCCAAGCUUUUGGCUGCAAGUGAUGGAUCAUGGUGUCAGAGCUACCAAGUUUAAUCAAUUUGGCAGAGAGACCGGGCAGUGAGAAUUCAUUUAGAGAAGUCUCUGCUUGAGAAGACGACACUCAGUUUCAAUGGUUCCAAAAUAGGCUUUUGCCACUUUCCAACAAGCUGCACUGAAAUGUAAUGCGUAGUUUAUUCCACCCCAAAAAUCAGUAGCCUGAAAAACAUGAGUCUUAGGUCAAUAAUAAAAUUAGCUUGGCCUGCCUGAUUGUCGAAUCCGACAAGCAGGAUGUACAAACGGGAAAUAUGUAUAUUGUUUUGGAUCAUAUUUGCGAAACCGUC